Iphiclides podalirius (scarce swallowtail) is the source of this 1635-nucleotide messenger RNA. The record is from the annotation of a GenBank genome assembly. Lineage: Eukaryota; Metazoa; Arthropoda; Insecta; Lepidoptera; Papilionidae.
AUGGACGAGGCUUGUGAAUACGAAAGCGAAAUACCAAUUUGGCAGGAGCCCCGAUGCGAACCACUUGGGGCACCGAAAGAGAACCUGUGCGAUGAAACAACACCAGAACAAAUUUCCGGCGAUCGAAUACAUGCACUAGAAGAGGAGCAAGAGAUUUUAUCAUCGUCUGUUUUUUCUCUUACGUCGCACUUAGCUCAGGUCGAAUUUCGCUUGCGACAAAUCCUAAAAGCGCCACCCGAGGAAAAGGAUGCUAUGCUUAAAGAGCUCGAAGAGUUCACCUCUCGUGGUGUUCCAGAAUCACGGACAGCGCCGCAGGGUAGCACAGGUGAGACUGUAUGCAAUGAGUGUGUUGAAUUAGAGAGGAAAAUGAGGAGACAACGCGCGAGGCAAUCUCACUUCGUUGAAAGACUCAAGUCACAAUUGAAGGAGCUGGAGCGCUUUGCGGCAGACCCAAAAUCCGAGUCAGGAGACAGUACACAUAGGACAUUAAUAGAACAUUUGAGAAGUGAAAUUGACAGAAGUCUAGAAGAAGGAUGUCAUCAGCCUUUAAGCACUGAAGAACUUCGACAUCAGAUCAACUGUGCGGUGCGACAAUAUGCUGACAGGCAGUUGUCAAAGGAAGAAAUUGUUGGUAAAUUACAGACCCACAUAGAAGAUAUGCAAAAGUUCAUAAAAUUAAUAAAAAAUGAGGAUUUCAAAAGCAAUGGCAAAACAAAACCAGAACCAAAGAAACUAGGGAAACCAGAGAAUUUCGAUAAAAACUUUACUCGCAGUAAAGUGAAUGAUGAGCUAAAGGCGGAAACUAUAAAUCUGAUGAGAAAAGCUUCAACAUUAAUACAAAUAUUUACGGUGUCCCAGUUUGGUUGCUCUCCAAAUGGUAGCAAAAAGUAUGACAAAAAAUCUUCACCAGUUGUGACACACUGGGGCAACCUAAGAGCCAAAUUGGAGAUGUCAAUUGAUGCUGUAUUACAUUUAGUAUCACGUGACAGACAAUCAAGCUCUAUCAUUGACAGUUACGAUAGCGACUCUGAAGAGGGAGCUGUUGUCAUUAAUGAUGCUCCUCUGACCACAGCUGUCCGGAGACAUUUAGCUAUUAAUUUACGUGAUUUACUUCAGCAUGGUCUAGUUGGCCUGGAGUCUACUUCCUUAGUGCCAUUAAUAGGUUGCUUCCCAAUACGCAGGUCUUCCAUGUCACACUCGAUACAUAUUUGGGAGCUUAUAUUACGCUAUUAUGAACUGAAUGAUGGAGACAGAUUUAACUCUACUCCUGCUAGAAAACUAAGCCAGAGCUUUAACCUAGAUAUAGUAGGAGGAACAGCCAUCACAAAUAAGCAAAGUUUGUUAAGUACUAUUGGAAGUAUACUUGCUUCACAUAUGCCUUAUAAAAGGAGUUAUGAUGCUCACUUUAAGGCAUUUGUUUGCGCCGCAUUAAAUGCCCACAAGCUUGUAAUUUGGCUUAAUAUUAUGUUGAAAUGCAGAUCUCUGAUUGACGCUUAUUAUUCCUCAACCAGCUAUGUUGUUAACACGGGUUUCCAAGACACACUGCAGAGUUUGGACCGUCUCACUCCAUACAAUUUCGACUUACCGGUGGAUCUAGCUGUGAAACAAUUUCAAAAUAUCAAAGAUGUAUUCAUG